AUGAAGUCGACUUUGGUGGUUUCAUGCCUGGCUGUGGCUGCAUCUGCCGCGCAUGUUGUCAACCAGACUACAUGUGCCGGUACGACGUACAAGUAUACCGGCCUGGCGGGCUAUGGAUUCAUUCCAGCCAACGCGACUGAUAAAUACGGUGACACGAUUGGCGGCAUUGGUAGCUCUGUUGCUAUUGAUCAGUCAUCCUGGCACAAGAAAAAUGGUGCCUAUCAUGGCACGGCUUGGGCCAUCCCUGACCGCGGCUGGAACACAAAUGGUACUCUCAAUUUCCAAAGUCGCAUCCAUAAGAUCGCAGUCACGCUCAAGCUUGCUACCCAUGCGACGCUCGAGAACCCCUCUGACCCCAACAUUCAGCUGGAAUAUCUCGACACGAUCCUCUUGACUGGACCGGACGGCGAGCCAACCACUGGCCUAGAUGCUGAUAUCACCGGCUACGGCUCCUACAAGGGCUUCCCACCUCUUCCUGUGGCAACCUACACAGGAAAUGGAUUUGGCGGCGCCGGGAAAGGCGGACGUCGAAUCUCCGUCGACGCAGAAGGCCUGGCACUUGCUCGAGAUGGCGGGUUUUGGGUAUCCGAUGAGUACGGCCCAUACAUUUACAAGUUCAGCGCCAAGGGUAAGAUGGAGCUCGCGAUCCAACCCCCACAAGCAUACCUCCCCCGCCGCAACGAAACCCUCAGCUUCAACUCAGACACGCCGCCUCUAUACGACCCUUCGGAAGUCCCAAACCCCGAGGACACUACUACAGGCCGGGCAAACAACCAAGGUCUCGAAGGAUUGACCAUCUCCCCCGAUGGAAAGACCCUAUACGCGCUCAUGCAGUCCGCUCUCGACCAAGAGGGCGGACCGGACAAGCAAACAAAACAACCUGCUCGCAUGCUCGCGUAUGAUAUCUCCGGCAAAAAGCCCAAGUACAUCCACGAAUGGGUCGUAAUGCUCCCCAAGUACUUCGACUACACCUCAUCUCACGCCAGUAAAGCAAACAAAGUUGCCGCACAGUCUGAAAUUCACCAACUCCCGUCAGGCGACUUCCUAGUGCUCGCGCGCGACUCCGGCUUCGGACACGGUCAGGACGAGAGUCUAUCCGUAUACCGAAACGCGGAUGUCUUCUCCGUCCUGAGCAAGAAAGCAGAUGCCACAGAUCUGAAAGCAAUUAAUGACUAUGAUACCGCGACUGGCUCCAUUGCUUCUUCAGAGGGCGUGCUCGAUUCCGGUAUCACUCCGGCUGAGUACUGUACUUUCUUGGACUUUAAUGUUAACUCGGAGCUGGGCAAGUUCCGACUUCACAAUGGUGGUGCGCAGGAUCAGUGGCUGCUGAAUGAGAAAUGGGAGUCGCUGGCUCUUGUGCCUGCUGGUGGGAGGAAGGAGUAUUUCCUCUUUAGUUGGAGUGAUAAUGAUUUCAUCACUCAGGAUGGGUACAUGAACUUCGGAAAGUUCCCCUACAAGGAUGCCUCUGGGUAUAAUCUUGAUAAUCAGGUCUUGGCUUUCAAGGUGGAAUUUUGA
Molecule: messenger RNA, 1515 nt
Organism: Penicillium atrosanguineum
Lineage: Eukaryota; Fungi; Ascomycota; Eurotiomycetes; Eurotiales; Aspergillaceae
Product: esterase-like/phytase family protein
Exons: 3
Coding region: 1-1515 (504 amino acids)
Source: RefSeq, a predicted model, not a curated record